CCUCUGUCCUGCUCAGGGAAUUAGCCUUUCUUUAUUUCCCCCCUGUACCGCUACCUCCCUCCUUCCCUCGCAUGCCCUGUGCACGCACCUCACAGAGCGAGCCUCCAUCCAGCGGCAUCUCAUCGGGACAGACAAUGGAGCUCAGUAUUUAGGACACUUGGCAGGGUAUGCAUGUUGGGAGGGGGCGGACUACGGGGACAGGGGCUGCUAAGUAGCUCAUCUCGCCUCCUCGAUACAGGCAUGGCAGCGCUACACUGCAAGGAGAACCAGGCAGUCCCGCGAAUGUUCUAUCCGCUGAGCGUCUAGCUGAAGCCCCUCCACCAGGCAGUUGUCACGUGGACAUCAUGUCAAACCUCAGCCUGCUCCUCUGUCUCCUGCUGCUGCUCUUUGGCUCCCUCGCAGAUACAUCUAUGCAUGAGGAGGAACCUGACUUUUAUGGAGAUGAAGCCACAGGUUACGGGCCGGUGUUUAUGGAGCAGCCGGUGGACACCAUCUACCCCGAGGAGUCACCCGAGGACAAAAUCACCAUGACCUGCCGGGCCCGAGCCAGUCCACCUGCCACAUACAAAUGGAUGCUGGACGGUGUAGAAAUCGACCUUAGCGCUGAACACAAACACUACACAUUGUCGGAAGGGAACUUGGUCAUCAGCGAGCCCGUCAAAAACAAACACGAGGGGAGGUAUUCCUGCUUGGCCAGCAACACGUACGGGACGAUCAUCAGUCGAGAUGCCUCGGUCCAGUUCGGAUAUUUGGACCUUUUCUCAUCAGAGGAAAGGGAGUCGGUAUAUGUCAAAGAAGGACAGGGGGCAGUUCUUCUCUGUGCUCCACCUCCACAUCAUCCAGCCGACCUGUCGUUCCGGUGGAUCCUCAAUGAGUUCCCCACCUUCAUCCCGCCCGACAAAAGGCGCUUCGUCUCGCAGAUAACGGGCAACCUUUACAUCUCUAAAGUGGAGGCCUCGGACAGCGGCAACUACUCGUGCAUCGCGUCCAGCUCCUCCAUCUCCAAGAGCGUCUUCUCCAACUACAUUCCGCUCGUGCCCCUCAGUGAACGUGCCAUCAGGAAGUACCCGGCUGACCUCAACGUCAAGUUCCCAGACACCACCACUCUGGCGGGGCACAACAUCACUUUGGAAUGCUUUGCUUUGGGGAACCCCGUCCCAGAGAUCCGCUGGAGGAAGUUGAACGGAGAGCUUCCACCCAACCAUGAGGUGCGCAUGGCGGGGGCUCACCUGCACCUGUACAACGUGCGGUCAGAAGACGGCGGCUCGUAUCAGUGCGAGGCAGCCAACUCCAAGGGAAAGGACUACCACAGUGCACUUUUGUCUGUGGAAGCUUUUCCUGAGUGGGUGGAGCACAUCAGCAACGCAGAUAAAGACCUCGGCAGCGCCUACACCAUGUCCUGCUUGGCCAGGGGCAAACCCAAACCGCACAUCCGCUGGCUGAAGAACGGAGAACCGUUGGACAGAAAAGAGAUGGUGUUCAACAACCUGACAUUUGAAGACUCCGGGAUGUACCAGUGCAUCGCUGAGAAUCCCCACGGAGUCAUCUUUGCCAUCGCGGAGCUGCGUGUGUUUGACUGCGCUCCCACCUUCGAACACAACCCGAUCAAGCACGUCCUCGCUCCUAGAAACGGCCGAGUGUUGAUCAAGUGUCGACCCAAAGCCGCACCCAAGCCGAAAGUCUCGUGGAGCAAGGACACCGAGCUGCUGACCAACUCCAGCAGGAUGUUCAUCUGGGAGGACGGUAGCUUGGAGAUCCUCAACGUGACCCGCACAGACGAGGGCAGGUACACCUGCUUUGCCCACAACAACCUGGGCAAGGCCAACAGCACGGGCUCUCUAACGGUAACAGACUCCACAAAGAUCACCUUGGCCCCCUCCAACGCCGAUGUCAAAGUGAGGGAAAACGCCUGGAUGCAGUGCGCCGCGUCACAUGACUCCUCCCUGGACAUCGUCUUCAUCUGGUCCCUGGACGGCCGAGUCAUCGACCUCGACAAGGACAGCCAGCAUUACGAACGCACCCCGAACGGGAGCUCAGCUGGCGAGCUGAUGAUCAAGAAUGCCCAGUUGAAGCACGCUGGGAUUUACACCUGCGCAGCACAGACGACCGUGGACAACGUGACCUCCUCUGCCAGCCUGGUCGUAAGAGGACCCCCCGGGGCUCCGGCGGGGCUGCGAGUGAUAGACAAAAGUGACAAGAACGUAGCGCUGCAGUGGAGCCGUGGAGCAGACAACCACAGCCCUAUCUCCAAAUAUACCAUCCAGUAUAGGGACGCCUUCUCCCCGGACGUGUGGAAGAACGCCACCACAUCUCCACCAGACAUUGAAGGGAACGCAGAGACGGCCACUGUGGUGGACUUGGUGCCCUGGUCCGAGUACGAUUUCAGGGUGAUCGCUACCAACACACUGGGCACAGGCACCCCGAGCAUCCCAUCUCACAAAGCGAAAACCCUGGCCUCAAGUCCUGUGGUGGCGCCCUCGGAUGUGGGCGGAGGCGGCGGGACAAACAGGGAGCUGACCAUCACGUGGACGCCUGUCCAGGAGCAGUACUACUACGGGCCUUACUUUGGCUACAUCGUGGCCUUCAAACCUCGAGCCGGCGUUGAGUGGACACAGGUGACCGUGUCGGACCCCCAAGCCGAACGCUACGUGCACAAAGAUCCCUCCAUCGCUCCUGCGACAGAGUUCAUUGUGAAAAUCCAAGCAUACAACAGCAAAGGGGAGGGACCCUACAGUCUGCCGCAGACCAUUUUUUCCGCGCAAGAUGCACUCACCGAUGCUCCCGGAAGCAUUGACGGCAAAGCGCUCUCUGCCACCGAAGCUGUUGUAUGGUGGAUCCCUAUCUCACAGAGCAACAUAGACGGAUACCAGGUUAAGUACUGGAGAAAACAGGAAGACAGUGAAGGGGGUGCCCACAGAGUGGUGGUGUCCAGUAGGGAAAACCAUACCAGAGUGGACGGAAUGAAGCCCGACUCCCUUUACCUCAUUGAGAUCCGGGGCUACAACUCCGCGGGAUAUGGGCCGGCGAGCGAGCGCCUUGAGAUCCACACCAAGAAACCGCCUCCUGGUCAAGCCCCUAGAAUCAUAAGUAAAAAGUUCAAGGGCAAGGCGGUAAACGUCGCCUGGGAACACGUGGAGACACUGGCAAACGAGGCACCAGUGGACGGUUACAAAGUGCUGUACAGGCCACAGGGUCAAUCUACAGGCACGCUGUACAUGACCAAAUGGCGGCACAUUGAACUCCCCCUCUUUGAAAACGAGACCUACGUGGUGGAGGUCCGAGCGUAUACGGAGGGCGGCGACGGAGCUGUGUCACAUAUCUUCAUUAUGGGAGGAAGUAUCAUGGCCACCCAGCCUCUCAGCACACUCGGCCUUCUCCUGGUGGCCGUUCUCUGCCUGAACCUCUGAAUGUAGCACCAUCUUUCUCUUCGCCUCCACGUGAAGAACACUAUUUUACGGUUGACCACCUAGAUGGACUUUUGGGACUCUUUUCACAAUUGUUCGGUUCCUCUCAUUCCAACUCUUCCCCCUUCCGGAAGAUUCUUGUGGGAAUAGAUGGAAACACACGGAAAUGGGCAUCCCUUAUUUAUCCAUAAAAAGCCUCUUUGGAGGAGUAUCAAAGGAGCUCUGUCAACUUUUUCGAAAUAUGCCUUAUGUAAAUGUCUGCACUAAUCUUUCACAAUAACUUCUUUCAAAACACAUCAGUUUUGGGAUUUUCUUUUUAUACAAACGAAAUACAGGAAGUCCUCGAGUUACGACGUACUCGACCUACGACGUUUCGACUUUACGACGCCCGUGCCUCGUCCGCCAUUUUGUCCCAGCACCAUAGUGUUUCUGCUUAGCAAGUGCAUAGUGCUUGUCUGUGUUUGAGCGCCGGGAGUAUCUUUGCCUUUUUCGCCCUCCUUUUUUCACACUCUCAGCAGUAAUGGUAAGUACAGCAUCUUAUUUUUUUAAUUUUAAUGUAUUUUAGUUUCUUUAUACGAAGUGUUAACCUUUCCUGCUACGGUCACCUGACCGUGGUCGGGAGACGCAGGGGAGACGCCUUCUCCAGGGCCGAGGUUGUCCUCCUCGGGGUUAACUCCCUUCUCUCGUUGCACAGCUGAGCUGGGUGGCGGCAACAAUAAAGGCACGAAGCACCGAUUUGCUGCUUUAAUGACUUUAUUAGCUCCUCUGCACAUUCGACGUCAACGGGUCCUCCGCUAAUCGCUACUCUUCCCCGGUCGCCGUCACUACACUUGCCACUGUACACACUCGCACCUGCGCGCACUCCUUCCUCCUUCGCAGUCCCGUCUCACUCACACACACUGAGCUUGCUGUCACAAUCACAUGGGACAAUACCCGUAACAGAAGUAUUUUGAGGUAAAUUUCGACUUUAACGGUGAAAUCCGACUUACGCGGAAAUUCGGGUUACGUCGCCAGCGUAGGAACGGAACUCGUUUGUAAAUCGAGGACUUCCUGUAAUCCACACUGCAUCCCAUAGUUUGGAGCUCAACAAUCAUCUGUGAAGGAUAAGUGCACGCGUUUACGAGUAUCUCUAUACUGUACGUCUUUCUUUACCUGCACUUCAGUUCCAUUUUAGCGUUUGUUUUCAUACUAAAAGUGAAGUACAGCCUCUGUUAAGUGGAUACAGUUAAAGCAAAGCUCAACCUGCCCAACCAUUGCUUAACCUCAUUGAAAAAAAAGACCCCACAUGGUCAAGUCAAUACAGUAUUUCCUAAUGUAAUGGCCAGGGAUGCAGAGAGUACCAGGCUUCUUUUAGAGGUUAGGCAUUCACUAAAAAGAGGGUUUUAAUUGUACACAUUAACUUUUAGAAAAGCAGUGUAUAUAUUUUUAAUCAUAUUCAAAUAAUGAUACUGAAUUCAAACGAUAUUUAUUAGAUUAAAUACAACUCCAAUUCCAAUGAAGUUUGGACGUUGUGUUAAACAUAAAUGAAAACAGAAUACCAUGAUUUGCAACAAUCAUGUUCAACCAUUCUGCACGUGUUACAACAGUGUGGCUUCGUAGUAAAAGAGUGCGGGUACUAGACUGGACUGCCUGUCUCCCAUUGAAAAUGUGUGGCGCAUUAUGAAGCGUAAAAUACGACAUCGGAGAAUCCGGACUGUUGAAUAGCUGAAGCUGCAUAUCAAGCAAGAAUGGGAAAGAAUUCCAUCUACAAAGCUUCAAAAAUUAGUGUCCUCCGUUCCCAAACGUUUAUUGAAUGUUGUUAAAAGGAAAGGUGAUGUAACACAGUGGUAAACAUGACCCUGUCCCAGCUUUUUUGGAACGUGUUGCAGCCAUAAAAUUCUAGGUUUAUGAUUAUUUGCUAAAAACAAUCAAGUUUAUCAGUUUGAACAUUAAAUAUCUUGUCUUUGUAGUGUAUUCAAUUAAACAUAGGUUGAACAUGAUUUGUAAAUCAUUGUAUUCUGUUUUUAUUUAUGUUUAACACAACGUCCCAACAUUAUUGGAAUUGGGGUUGGAUAUGUAAUAUAUUAUUUAGUUUUCCCCCAAUCCCAUUUAGCAGCUUUUUCUGGGAAGCUCCUUCUUCAGCUUUACAGAUGCCACUUCCGCUCUGCAGGCGGUGUGUGUGUUGCACAUUUUCAUAGGAACAGUAAUUACGUUUAUUUGGGGUGCGACGUUUGUUUAAUCAAAUGGACUAAUUGAGGCUUAGAAUGGAGGCUACUGUUUGAGGAAAUAUGGUACUUAAAUCCUUUGUGUUUACUAUUUUUAUCAGUUGUAUGCUGCCAACUUUUGGGGGAACCAUUUUGGACAGAGUGCAUUAAUGGUUAGUAUGUCUGCCUCACAGUUCUGAGGUUCUGGGUUUGAAUCUCCGCUCUGGCCUUCCUGUGUGGAGUUUGCAUUUUCUCCACAUCUCCUUAGGUGUGAAUGUGAAUGUGAAUGCUUGUUUGUCCACAGUACACCACUCACAAAAGGUUAAGGGUAUUCAGUUUUCGGGUGAAAGGUCAGCAUGAACCUAAAAUGCCCUAUCACGUUUACAGGUGAAGUUAAUUUGACCUUCUCUAAAUUUUUAAACGAACACGUCCAGCAAACAGGAGAUGAACAGCAAAGAUAAUUUUUCCCCCAAAGACUUCUAUUUCUUUGCUUUCUGUGACUCGUCCAGUCUCUCUUUUGCAAAUUGCUGUUGACACUGCGUGUCACUCGAAGCUCAGUGGCCACGGCUAGAUCCUAUUGAUCAAUUGUUUGGUGUUUUUCUUUUUAAUCUCAUGAUGUCAAAAUGUGAAGACCAUAACGAAGAAGGACUGUUUGAAUACAAAUUCUAAUUGAACCGAGAAAUAUAUUGGCCAAUUCAUGGAUCAAAUGCCUAUUGUGAAUUUUUCCAUUCAGUUCCUUGAUUGAGAACAGCAAGCUGUGCAAAACGUACUGAAACAUUAAACAGCUGGUCGUGUAUUUAAAAGUAUAGAGAAGGUCGAAUGAAGUUCACUUGUCAAGAUUAUAGUACAUUUUAGGUUCAUUCUGAAAUUUCGCCCGAAAUCCCAAUUAUUUCUAAAUUUUUGUGACUAGUGUCUGUGAUUUGCUGGCAACCUCUCACCCAAAGUCAGUUGGAAUAGUUUGCAGUGCACCCAGCACCCAAAUAAGCACAAAUGCUAUAAAAAGGCAAUGGCACCAUCCUGGGCAGUGGGGAGCAUUUAUUUGAGUUGCGGGGUUAUUUAUUCAAGUGGACGACAAACCCAGUGACUAAUUGAGGUACAGUUUCCAUUGAAGUUGAAGCUACUAUUUGAGGUAAUACGGUACUUUUAUCAAUUGUAUGCUGGCAGCUUUCACGGGAACAAUUUGGGUUGAAUGGGCUCCCGGUGCACAAAUUAAGGCAUUUUUCUUCAAUUUGUACUUCCUGUAGGUGUAACGACCAUCUACUUUUUGUCUUUCAAGUGUACUUAGGGCCGCAGAAAACGCUCUAAUCUUCGGACGGCAGCAAUGAUUCAGCUAAAAUGUACGCGGGUGAACAAAGCACACCACAGAAGUUUAUGAACUUAGUACUCAGACAUGAGCAGAGGAGGCCCUCAACAUGCUGACACUGCCAGACUAACUGUUUGCUGUAACAUUACCAACUGGGGAAGCACAAAAGCAGAUGCUUGGAUUGAAAGUGAGAGAGGACGUUAUUAUCAACACAGGAAAAGUCAUCUUCUGUCCUGGCAUGUGACUCUGAGUGACUUUAAUUUAUGAUGCUCAAUGCUUAGAAGGUUUUGUUUUGGAUGAGAGCCACUUUUUUCACAGGCUGCAUUGUCACAGAUUAGCAGUUUUAAUAACUUAGAUGGAUUUAACUGAGUAUCUGUAUAGCUCCUCAUUCAUUUGUGUUGUUUGUUCAUGAGUCAACUGGAUUGAAUGAUUUGUUGACAUUGAAGCAUAUGCAAAAAUGCUGACAAUAUAUCCAUGCUUGUUGGCUUGAGCUAUUUUUGCUUUGGCUGGAUCAUAAAAAAUGUGUCGGAAUCGGUUGGUGUUUUUUUUUUUUUGAAGUGAAGUUUCCAUCAUGCAGUCCAGUACAGUUCGGUUUGCCACGGUACGCUUCAGAUUGGUGUAAUCCAACCAAUCUCUGUGGCCCAAUCGGUGGACAACAACGUCUCUAGCUUUUCCCUACACAGGCAAACUGUUUCGUACUGAUCCAAAAAGGCCUGAUAUUUUGGGACAUUUAGAAUGAAAACAUCAAUAAUGUGUACCCAACUGAACCCAGAGGAAGCUUCGGCUAUAUCAUGAAAAAAAAUAUCAGAAUCAGUUUGUGUGUUUUUUUUUUUAUUAAAUGUAAAUUUUCCACCAAGCCUUACAGUUCGGAUCAGAGCGCCAUGGUACAGUUCAGAUUGGAAAGCGUGGUAAUACGCGGAAUGGAGAUAACUGCGACAUUUACGUAAAUAGUGUGACAAAAAACAACCCAACCAACAAAUGCAACAAACGACGUAAGAUCAUGUUUCAUAAUACGUAAUAUAUAUUAAAAACAACAAAGAACUGAAUUUAAGUGAACUGAACAUACCUUUAGUGAUAAGUGGAAACAGGGCUGUAGCUUUGUGCGCAAGAGUCAUUGUUUUUAGUUAGUGACACUGGUGCCAACUUAGCACUUAUCUCAUUUAUACGUGGCAACGUUUUUUUCCCCAUAACAGGACAACAUGCCUAGCUCUUCUUACUACCAUGUUUUAUUGUUACGAAACAGACAAUAAUGCUCAUUAUUUUCCCCAAACAUUAUCCAUGUCGUGUGUCCAUUUACAACUUUUUCUUUUUUCUUUUUACAAUUUUAACUUCCCUCAAUCGAAGGAUGAAAAUGCAGCAUUUAGAUUAGAUGGCGGCCAUUCUUUCGAUGUUGUGACCAUCCACCGCAAAGUGCUUCUCCCAGUUUCCCCCUUCCAUGCAACACAUGAGUGCAAAUGGUUGCCAAAUGCAAUGCAUGAUUGCCUUGAAAGUUAGUGACAUUUUUUUUUCUUUCAAAACUGUGGCGCUCACAUUCUAACGUGAAUGAGAGAUACAUUCCAUCCUGCGUGGCAUCCCUUUUCCAGCUAUACCUAAUCUGUGCUUUCGUUGCUUGUCAUGAACGGUUUGGGAGUGUUUUUUUUUUUGUUUUUGUUUUUUUUCUAGAAGCAUCUAAAGCUUAGUUGCCACACGUAUGGGAUCAAACUGGAACUGCUCGUUGGCUGAACAAGAAACAAUAAAAGUGUAGUCAACUA
Messenger RNA from Phyllopteryx taeniolatus (common seadragon), 8641 nucleotides. It is a transcript of the gene cntn1a, whose product is annotated as contactin 1a. The transcript has 24 exons. Lineage: Eukaryota; Metazoa; Chordata; Actinopteri; Syngnathiformes; Syngnathidae. Gene Ontology annotation, biological process: brain development; cell-cell adhesion. Gene Ontology annotation, molecular function: cell-cell adhesion mediator activity. The record is from RefSeq and is a predicted model, not a curated record. Bases 345 to 3407 code for a protein of 1020 amino acids.